Messenger RNA from Colletotrichum godetiae, 1977 nucleotides. RefSeq lists its product as uncharacterized. The transcript is spliced from 2 exons. Bases 413 to 1861 code for a protein of 482 amino acids. The record is from RefSeq and is a predicted model, not a curated record. Lineage: Eukaryota; Fungi; Ascomycota; Sordariomycetes; Glomerellales; Glomerellaceae.
AAAUUUGUAGCUUGUUGUUUCCCCAUCUCACCUCAUCUAACUUCAAAAGUCGCAACAGCCCAGUGACAGACAAAGCCUCCUUCUUGACUUCGCAUCGGUCUGUUUGGAGACCAUCUGCAUUUGCGCCCUAGCUGUUGAGUCAGGCGCUGCCGAUUGAGUCACCCUAGUCCAAGCACCAUCAUCUCCCAUCGCUCGAGUCGCUGUCUGAGGCAUUGACAUCCUCAAUUUUUAUUGACCUACGCCCCCAAGAUUUCAUACCGAGUACCGUUUUGGUUACUUCAACUAUCGAGCGAUCUCGUUGUGGUUCUUUUCUUGUAUCACUUCUCGCGCUCAGUGACCAAAGCUCGCCUUGCAAACAGUGACGUUGGCCCAGAUCAACCUCUCACUGUGCACUUGGCCUACCAAUCUCGCAAUGGGAGGCUCUGCCUUCGCAUCUGGGGAUGAUCCCCUGAACACACCACGAAUGCCCGCCACAGUGUACGAACGAGCCAAGGCCGACUGUUUUGCUGCACUCCGAGAACUGUACCUAUGUGUAGCCAGCCCUAUUGAAGGUCCCGAGAAGCAAGACUAUGGCGAUAUAGAUAUUCUGGUCACCUGGGAGAGAGCACCUUUCGUCGGGAAGUGCUGUGGGAAGACAGCACCGGAGUCAACUUCCAGACGGCAGGAAGAACGGGAAGGUGGUGAAGAGUGGUUCGAGAUGGCCAAUGACUGUGGCGAGGGACAAGAGAGAACACCGAGCCAUUCGAACAUGUCCAAAGACGAGGCCCGCAAGGCCAUCUUUGCCGCCCUCGGUGCCAAGCGCGCAAUCUACAACCCCAUCGGCGACAACUAUGCCAUCCCGUGGCCAUUGACAAAUACAGGGAUGGAUGCUAAUGAGCCAAAGCGGUAUAUCCAAGUCGACUUAACCAUCUGUAGUUCACUCCAACAAUUGCAAUGGAUCUUGUUCAAGCACGCUCACGGCGAUCUCUGGAGCAUCAUGCAGACAAUCAUCCAGCCACGCGGACUGACCGUGGACGACUACUCCAUGUCACUCCGAAAUAACGACAUUGAAAGAUACGAGAGAUACAGCAAGAGGUGGCCCAAGGUGCAUAUCUCGAGGGACCCUGCCGAGGUGCUUAAAUUCUUGGGCCUCGACGUGGCAAGAUUCUCGGAGGCCUUUGCGACUCGAGUUGAGAUGUACGAGUAUAUCGCAUCCUGUCGCCUCUUUUGCAUCGAGACCGACUACGGUCGGCAUAACAACCCCGAUGCAACGAAUCCGGAAAUAAUCAUGGAGCCAGGGGCCAAGGACGAGAGAGACACCGAAGCUGCGGAAGGGCCCGCAAGAAAGAAGUUCAGGAGUAAGAACAAGCAGCGCUUACUGAAGCGGCCCGCCUUCCGCCAAUAUUUCGACGAAUUCCUCCCCCGCUGUCGAGAAGAUGGGCGAUACGCAGGACGCUCCCAUCUAUACCACUGGGACGUCCAUCAAGAAGCCUUUGCUAUUUGGGGAAACUUUCAACCGAUGAUGUCGCGUCAAUGCAUGGAUCUCAUACUAAGCCUCGGCGAAGACAGGGUUCGAGCAAAAAUCAAGGAAGUUUGCCAAAGCUUAGUCCCCGGCACCGAUGCUAAGGACAGCAUGUACCGCGGCUUGCUGAACAAGGCGUUUAAGAAGAUCAUCAUUGACGGAGACUUGACGUACGGGGUUAGACCAAAUGAGAAGGGGGAGUUCAGGGACGGCAUGGGUCAGAUGAUUAAGGACCAGCCCGAGAAGUUCAUCCUCAAGCAUCACGAGGAGGUUGGGAAGGCUGCUGUUGCUGAACAUGAGCAGAAGUUUGAGGAGCAUAAGCGGUUGGAGGAGGAGCAGAAGACCAAGAACAUUCUAUGAUGCCGGGUAUGGAUACAACUGUUGGUUCUUUUUUGAAGAUACCAGAUAUCAUCGUUAGGGACCGAGGCAGACUGCCUCUGCAAUCGAAGCCAUUCCCAUCACAUCACCACCACCAC